UAUAAAAAUACUUGGGUCACAGAGUGCUACUUUAUAUACUAGGUACUUGGGUUUUGGUCAAAGGUUUUGAAUUUACAACAAGGGAAAAAAAAAGAACUCAACAGUUCAACUAUGGAAAAUCAGCAGUUCUUAUUCCUUGGAAUCAAAGUGAAGCCUGGGCCAAUAGAAAGACAUAAACUUGAAAAUUUCUCCUUAGAGAAUAGUGUUUUAAAAUUGAAAAACGAGGCCGAAACAAAAGCAAAUCUUCCAGCUUCCUCUUUAGAACUAGUGCAUCAUGGAAAAAUAUUAAAGGACAAUGACACUUUAAACAACAGUGGUGUCAAAAAUGGUGAAAUGGUACAUGUUUUGAAGAAAAAGUUACCAAACCCACCCCCUCCACCUCCGACAUACACAGAUGCCCAGCUGCAGCAGCUGAACUCCGAGCUACGGACCUUAGGGUGCACACCAAAUGCACCCGGUUGGACAAGAGCUAUGCAGCUUUUAAAUGAUGAAUCUGCAAUGGCAGAGAUAAUAGAGCAAAUACCAUCGCUGGCGGAUGAUUGCAUGACUUCUUCAAUACUACAUGAAGUGGAGCUACUAGCAGCCCUGGGAGCUAAUGUACAGACCAUGAGACGGGGGGCAGAGGCCUAUCCGGACCUCCCAAAUGCCCUCCGAAUGCUAUUACGGCUUGUGAGAUCACGUUCAACCAGUGGCACCACCGAUAAUGCUCCAACUUCGGGCUUCGCCUACUCACUGGAGGCACUGUCGGAAGACGAGGAGGGGGACGAGGAAGAGGCCGAGGGGGAGGAGGGGGAGGCGCGCAACACCAUCACGCAGGAGCUGCUCGCCGCCGCGCUCAGGGCGGCGACAGAAGCGGCUAUAUCGUCGAACGUGCGCGGCUCGGAGGCGCUGCAGACCCCCGCCGCCGCCUCCCCCGCCACGCCCCUCACGCCCGCCGCACCAGGUGCAAGUAGUUCGGGCGGCGGAGCGCGCGCGGCCAUCACGCCGGAGAUGUUCAGCGAGGCCAUCAGCGCCGCGCUCAGCCAGGCGCCCGCGCCCAUGGACCAGAGCGCCAACGCGUCGUCAUCUCAGAGCCCCGCUGCCAACGAGGAGGAUUACUCCACGCAGCUCCGACACAUGCAGGAGAUGGGCCUGACCGAUGUGGCGCUCAACGUGCGCGCCCUCAUCAUAUGUGGAGGUGACGUUAAUGCUGCAAUCAAUUUAGUCUUCAGCGGGGCCAUUGGCGAUGACUCAAUAUAAUAAUUAUUACGAAUGACCUAAAUGUUAAAAAAAGCUCAAUCCUAUAAUAAUCUUUAAAAAAAUAUGUUUAGUACUUAGAAUAUAUUAAUGAAAUAUCAUUUUGUUUAAGUUUGUUUAUUAAUACUUGAAAAUUCUAAUCCAAAUAUUAAAUAUUUAAUUGCAUAAUGGCAAGUAGUGAGCACAUUGAAAAUAAAGUAUUAAACAUU
Molecule: messenger RNA, 1445 nt
Organism: Aricia agestis (brown argus)
Lineage: Eukaryota; Metazoa; Arthropoda; Insecta; Lepidoptera; Lycaenidae
Product: ubiquitin-like protein 7
Exons: 9
Coding region: 112-1239 (375 amino acids)
Biological process (GO): ubiquitin-dependent protein catabolic process
Cellular component (GO): cytosol
Molecular function (GO): polyubiquitin modification-dependent protein binding
Source: RefSeq, a predicted model, not a curated record